Molecule: messenger RNA, 3339 nt
Organism: Nanorana parkeri
Lineage: Eukaryota; Metazoa; Chordata; Amphibia; Anura; Dicroglossidae
Gene: KCNQ3
Product: potassium voltage-gated channel subfamily Q member 3
Exons: 15
Coding region: 347-2887 (846 amino acids)
Biological process (GO): transmembrane transport; potassium ion transport
Cellular component (GO): membrane
Molecular function (GO): voltage-gated potassium channel activity
Source: RefSeq, a predicted model, not a curated record
AGAAGAGGCAUCAGCCAUUGAUGUGCAUGGAUCCCCCAGUCACAGGCAGCUCCAUCAUUGUCAUGCACAGCAGCAUCUGAACCUCUGACAGCCCUUUGCAUGGCAGCAUCAACAAAAAUAUGCAAAUGAGAGCCUGUCUGGGAGGUGAUGGUGAGCCUGCCUGCUGCUGGAGACCUAGAAUGGGCCACUCCCUAACGUGAGAUCGGGGGACCCAUCGGGAGGCAGUGAGGAGGCUGCGCUCAUCGUCUUCGGAUGCUGAUGCUGCAGGGGGAUCAUGUAACUGUCGGGCUGUCGGGGCGGAUCAUGGCAUUGGGCUCUUCCAGGCUUCCCCUCAGCGCAGAGGAAGAUGGGGCUGAAGAGCAAGCACUCCGAGGGCCAGUCUAAGGAUGGCCAGGGGGAGAAGAAGGCAGCGCUAGGGGCCGAAGAUCUGGAGCCCAGCUCCCUGGGGACCGGCCUGGACAAGGAUGGCACUCUGCUACUGGUGGGAGCCGGCAAGGAGGAAAUCAAACGAAACACCCAAAGCAUCGGACUGCUGGCCAAAACCCCCCUGAACUACAGCCGACCCAUCAAGAGGAACAAUGCCAAGUACAGGAGGUCCCAAACUUUAAUCUACGAUGCCCUGGAGAGACCCCGAGGGUGGGCACUGCUCUACCAUGCCUUUGUGUUCCUAAUAGUGUUGGGGUGUCUGAUCCUGGCGAUUCUAACAACGUUUAAGGAGUAUGAAGAUAUUUCUGGUGACUGGCUGUUGCUUAUAGAAAGGUUUGCCCUGGUGAUUUUUGGAGCAGAAUUUGUCUUAAGAAUUUGGGCAGCUGGCUGCUGCUGUCGUUAUAAGGGUUGGAGGGGGAGACUGAAGUUUGCCAGAAAGCCAUUAUGCAUGCUGGAUAUUUUUGUCCUGGUGGCCUCCAUUCCUGUGGUGGCCGUGGGGAACAAUCAGGGAAAUGUCUUGGCCACGUCGCUUCGGAGCUUGCGUUUCCUUCAGAUCCUGCGGAUGCUGCGAAUGGACCGGAGAGGAGGGACCUGGAAACUCCUGGGGUCAGCCAUCUGUUCACAUAGCAAGGAACUCAUCACGGCCUGGUACAUCGGAUUCCUGACGCUCAUCUUGUCCUCCUUUCUUGUUUACUUGGUGGAGAAAGACGACCAUGAACUGAACGAGAAAGGGGAAGCCAAGGAGGAUUUUGAAACGUACGCCGAUGCCCUUUGGUGGGGAUUGAUCACUCUCGCUACAAUUGGCUACGGGGACAAGACUCCAAAGACUUGGGAAGGGCGGCUGAUUGCGGCUACCUUCUCUUUGAUUGGCGUUUCGUUUUUUGCACUUCCUGCUGGUAUUUUGGGUUCCGGUUUGGCUCUUAAGGUACAAGAACAACAUCGACAAAAACAUUUUGAGAAGCGAAGGAAACCAGCAGCCGAGCUCAUCCAGUCUGCAUGGAGAUUUUACGCUACAAACUUGAGCCGGCUCGAUCUUAUAGCCACAUGGCAGCACUACGAAUCUAUCGUCCAGUUUCCAUAUUUUAGGAAGGAACCGAUGGAUGGAGGUGCUAGUCAAAGGUGGAGUCUUCUAGACCGAGUACGUUUGUCCAAUCCCCGUGGGACCAGUCCAAAAGCCAAAACUUUUUCCCCACUAAACAUUGAAGGUGUUGAAGAGAGCCCCUCCAAAGAGCCAAAAACAAUGGGAGUGAGCAACAAGGAGCGAUUCCGCACUGCACUAAGGAUGAAAGCCUAUGCCUUCUGGCAAAGUUCAGAAGAUGCCGGAACAGGGGACAUGGCAGAUGGUGGCUACAGUAAUGAAUUUCUGGUGGAGGAUUUAAUCCCUACUAUAAAAGUGGUCAUCCAUGCUUCUAGAAUAAUGCAAUUUCUGCUUCAUAAGAAGAAAUUUAAGCAGACUUUGCGGCCUUAUGAUGUGAAAGAUGUGAUAGAGCAAUAUUCUGCCGGACAUCUGGAUAUGCUCUCUAGGAUUAAAUACCUCCAGUCAAGAAUAGAUAUGGUUUUUAGUCCAGGUCCUCUUUCUACCCCUAAACAUAAGAAGCCCCAGAAAGGAACGGGUGGACUUGGCGGAGGAUACGGCUAUCCAACCCAACAGUCUCCAAGGCAGGAGCCCUAUGGUUCCAACGCAUCAGAAUAUGAAGACCAAAGUAUGAUGGGAAAAUUUGUAAGAGUGGAGAGACAGGUCCAAGACAUGGAAAAGAAACUGGAUUUUCUGGUUGACAUGCACAUGCAACACAUGGACCAGUUACAGGUCCAAGUUACAGAAUACUAUCCACUCCAAGAGGCAACGGUAGAAGAAGAAGGAGAAGAGAGCCGAUACUCUGAAGUUGGGAGGGUAAUUUAUAACUAUUCAGAGUCUUGCUCCCAUGUGGAUCCCUACAGCUUGCACCAAGUUUCAUUUAACAAAAUGGACCAGUAUGGGUUCUUUGAGAACUACCCCGUGGAUUUUACUUCACCCAUGCCUUUUAAUGGUGACAGUUGUUCCAGAAGGUCCAUGUCCUCUCCAGCUAACUACACUGAAAGGCCAACAGUUUUGCCUAUUCAGACUUUAAUAAACACGGGGAUGGAUUUUCGACACGAACGAGAGGUAUCAAGUCCUCACGUUGAGAGGGCCUCCCCUAUCCAUAGAAGAAGUUUUACAAGGGACAGUGACACCUCGUUAUCUUUUCUAUCAGUGAACCACGAUGAACUUCAGAGGUCCCCCAGCGGGUUCAGCAUUUCCCAAGAAAAAGAAGAAUUUAAUUUUGGUCCCAAUGGCUCAACGUGGAUGCGAGAUAAACGUUUCUUAGCAGAAGGUGAAACGGACACCGAUACAGACCCAUUUACACCGAGCGGCCCCAUGACUUUGUCGUCAACGGGAGAGGGUAUCUCUGAUUUGGCAUGGACACCUUCUAAACCUAUGUAAAACAAAAUGAGGGGAGAGGGAGGGAGAUUUAUCUUUUCGUACAAUGUACUAUUUGUAUAAGUCACUACACACUUUCCAAAGUUGAAUAGUCAAGAUCACCAUUGGCUACUUACGAUGCAUGCUUCAAUUUGUAGUCACUGCAUCAUGCCACUUUUUUUUCCCCCCUCUCAUUUUCGGUUGCUCACCACUAACAGGAAACAGCUUUUAGACUCCAGCAUGAGUUGCAUGCAUUUACACGAUAUAAAUGUUAAAAAAAAAUCUAUUUUAUAUUUUGUAACGAAAAAGGCACAUAACCUAUGGGUGGAACUAUGCAGAGGGUAAUGUGGUUGUGGUAUUUCAUCUAUCAUUAUCAACAUAGCAACUUUCAUUUUCACAGCGGCAUUUUUAAUUGUUUUUUUUUGUUUGCCACCUUCAGGUAACUUUAAUUGACAUUACUAGAUACAUUUUUAAAA